AUGUCAUAUGAAAUUCAAUAUCACGUCUGGAUUCAGUGGAAAGGAAAAUAUGAAUGUAGCGGUACUGUAAUCCAUAAUAGAUACAUCCUUACUACAGCUAAUUGCCUGAUCCAAUCCGUCCCAAAUGCGGAGUACAAAACUAAAUUGAAGCUUAAAAAAAAUUUAUAUGGCUUCGAUGCAUACGAAGUUGCUAUUCCAUUAUCGGAGGAAAGAGCAAAGUCUCACGAAGGUCUCGAAUUAUUCGUUUCUGGAUAUGGUCAAAUCACUGUAAAAAAUGCUUUCAUCGAUUACGAUCAGCACAAAUUUUAUAUGGAAAUUCUUAGUAUGACAAGGUGCAAAAAGUUAUUUCCGGAUGUCGACCUUUCUGGAAAGUUUUGCGCGAUUCCGGCACUUGGAUACAAAUCUUGCAUGAGUGACAUCGGAAGUCCAGCCACUGUAAAUAAAAUGCAUCUCAUCGGAAUUUAUAUUGGUUUUAAGGAGGUUACGGAUUGCUUAAAACACUAUGCAGAACUCUUUAUCGACGUGACGAGUUAUUCAGACUUUAUACGAUCAGCAAUAUUGAACUCAACCGAUAGAUUAUAA
Messenger RNA from Phymastichus coffea, 582 nucleotides. RefSeq names its product thrombin-like enzyme KN-BJ 2. Gene Ontology annotation, molecular function: serine-type endopeptidase activity. The record is from RefSeq and is a predicted model, not a curated record. Gene Ontology annotation, biological process: proteolysis. Bases 1 to 582 code for a protein of 193 amino acids. NCBI's taxonomy places the organism in Eukaryota, Metazoa, Arthropoda, Insecta, Hymenoptera, Eulophidae. The transcript has 3 exons.